GGAUGUUUUAAUCACCUGUUUUUUCGCUUGUUUUAGCCUCAAGGAAUAGGUUCACCUAGUGUCUACCAUGCUGUUAUAGUGAUCUUCUUGGAGUUUUUUGCUUGGGGACUCUUGACAGCACCAACUCUGGUGGUUUUGCAUGAAACCUUCCCCAAACAUACAUUUCUAAUGAAUGGGCUAAUUCAAGGAGUAAAGGGCUUAUUAUCGUUCCUCAGUGCCCCGCUCAUAGGUGCCCUGUCUGAUGUGUGGGGACGGAAGUCCUUCUUGCUGCUAACAGUAUUUUUCACCUGUGCACCAAUACCACUAAUGAAGAUCAGCCCAUGGUGGUACUUCGCUGUUAUCUCUGUCUCUGGAGUUUUUGCAGUGACGUUUUCUGUGGUUUUUGCAUAUGUAGCAGACAUAACCCAAGAACAUGAAAGAAGCAUGGCCUAUGGUUUGGUUUCAGCAACUUUUGCGGCAAGUUUAGUGACCAGCCCUGCUAUUGGUGCCUACCUUGGUCGAGUCUAUGGAGACAGCUUGGUUGUGGUCCUGGCUACAGCAAUAGCCUUGUUGGACAUCUGUUUUAUUCUUGUUGCUGUACCAGAAUCGCUGCCAGAGAAGAUGAGGCCAGCAUCCUGGGGAGCGCCCAUUUCAUGGGAACAGGCUGACCCUUUUGCAUCACUGAAGAAAGUCGGCCAGGACUCAAUUGUGCUGCUGAUCUGCAUAACAGUCUUUCUUUCCUACCUCCCAGAGGCAGGUCAAUAUUCCAGCUUCUUCCUAUACCUCCGACAGAUAAUGGGAUUUUCAUCUGAAAGUGUUGCAGCAUUUAUAGCAGUCCUUGGGAUUCUUUCCAUUAUUGCACAGACAAUAGUUUUAAGUUUACUUAUGCGGUCCAUUGGAAAUAAAAAUACCAUCCUGCUGGGCCUAGGAUUUCAAAUACUACAACUGGCGUGGUACGGCUUUGGAUCAGAACCAUGGAUGAUGUGGGCAGCUGGCGCUGUUGCAGCCAUGUCCAGUAUUACUUUCCCAGCCGUAAGCGCACUGGUUUCACGAACUGCUGAUGCUGACCAACAGGGUGUUGUUCAAGGGAUGAUAACAGGAAUCCGAGGACUGUGUAAUGGUUUGGGACCAGCACUUUAUGGCUUUAUAUUCUAUAUAUUUCAUGUUGAACUGAAUGAACUCCCCAUGCCUGAAUCACCAUCAGGAGGUAGUGUGGUCACGCAAUACCAUUUACAACAGAAUUCUAUAAUUCCCGGACCCCCAUUCUUAUUUGGAGCGUGCUCUGUGCUGUUGGCACUACUUGUUGCCUUGUUUAUUCCUGAACACACAAACCUAAAUGUGCGAUCCAGCACCUGGAAGAAACACUGUGGCAGCCAUGGGCACCCCCACAGCCCACAAGCUCCUGGUGAAGCUAAGGAACCAUUACUGCAAGAUACAAAUGUAUGACAAAAAUCCAGGAAGAUGGCUUAGACUUUUUUUUUUCCUUCCAUCAGCGGUUUGGGAUACACAUUCCAAUUGCAUCCAAAAAAUGUCAUUUCUUAAGGUAAUCUUAAGAAGUAGCUUUCUGCAUGAAAUUUGUACAAUUAAAAAAAAAAAAAAGUUUCUCCAAAGAUGUUGCCAUUGAAUUAAUAAUUUGUUUUUCAAAACAGUUCUGUACUUGUCUCUUGCCAUGAAGUACCAUUACUAUUAACUUUACACUCUAGUUGAGAGACAAAAAAGAAGA
Molecule: messenger RNA, 1702 nt
Organism: Balearica regulorum gibbericeps (East African grey crowned-crane)
Lineage: Eukaryota; Metazoa; Chordata; Aves; Gruiformes; Gruidae
Source: RefSeq, a predicted model, not a curated record